Molecule: messenger RNA, 1905 nt
Organism: Mauremys reevesii (Reeves's turtle)
Lineage: Eukaryota; Metazoa; Chordata; Testudines; Geoemydidae
Gene: ITGB1BP2
Product: integrin subunit beta 1 binding protein 2
Exons: 14
Coding region: 16-1704 (562 amino acids)
Biological process (GO): mitochondrial L-ornithine transmembrane transport
Molecular function (GO): L-ornithine transmembrane transporter activity
Source: RefSeq, a predicted model, not a curated record
GUCCAGUUUGCUGAGAUGUCUGCAGACGCAGCCAAGUCCCACCCACUGGUACAGGCACUGGUUCACCUCACUGCAGGGGCAGCAGGCGGGGUGGCAUGUGUGGUGAGCGGGCAGCCCUUUGACACAAUCAAGGUGAAGAUGCAGACCUUCCCCACCAUGUACCGGGGUUUCUUUGACUGCUCAGUCCGGACGUACCAGCAGGAAGGGCUGCCCGGGCUGUACCAGGGCACCACUCCCGCCCUGCUUGCUAACGUGGCAGAGAACGCCGUGCUCUUCGCUUGCUAUGGCUUCUGUCAGCAGCUGGUGAGGCAGCUGUUUGGACUGAGCAGUGUGCUGGAGCUGAGUGAUCUGCAGAGUGCGCUUGCUGGCUCGUUCUCCUCUGUCUUUUCCUCUAUGGUGCUGUGCCCUGCGGAGCUAGUGAAAUGCCGCAUGCAGGCCUUACAUGAGAUGAAGGUCACCGGGCGAACAGCACUAGCCCAUCACAGCUCUACCUGGGCUACUGUGAAAAAUAUCUUUCAAUCUGAGGGCCUGCUGGGAUUUUUCCAGGGCCUGACCAGUACUUGGCUACGGGAGGUGCCUGGCUACUUCUUCUUCUUUGGUGGCUAUGAAGUCAGUAGAAGCUUUUUCACCCAGGCUGGCCAAUGCAAGGAGGAUCUGGAUUCCUGUGUGUACCACCCAGGUGUUCCCAUAUUCCAUGAUGCCCUGAAGGGCUGGUCUUGUUGCAAGAAACGAACCACAGACUUCUCAGAAUUCCUCUCCAUAAAGGGCUGCAUGAAGGGGUGUCACAGCAAUGAGAAGCCCCCCGAGCCCUUCCGGCCAGAGGAUACCUCAGACAAGCUGAAGGCCAAGCCAAGCACAGAACCCAUCGUCCAAAGCCCAAAAUCAGCUGAGAAGAUACAGCGUGAAAGGCCAAGCUCUGAUGAGCCAAGACAGCCACUGCUGAUUAAAGUGUCCAGGUCUCUGGAGCAGACCCUGGAGAAGCUGAAGCUGGCCUCCAAAAACCAAUGCCCAGAGGGAGGUUCCUUGUGCAGGGCAGAGGCCAUUCCAGAGGUCAGGACUGGCACCACCUGUAAGAACUCAGGCUGUAAGGCGAUCUACAAGGGGGCAGAGAAUGAGACAGAAGCUUGUAUUUUCCACCCCGGAAUUCCUGUCUUCCAUGAGGGUAUGAAGUACUGGAGUUGCUGUGGCAUUAAAACUACAGACUUCAGUGCGUUUCUGGAGCAAGAGGGCUGCAGCACUGGGAAACACAGCUGGCUAAAGAAGGAGGAUACGAAGUUGGUGUCUUGUCGACAAGACUGGCAUCAAACCAGCAGCCAAGUGGUGGUGACAAUUUAUGCCAAGAAUCCUCUGCCAGCACUCAGCUCUGUGACAGCCAGUCGCACUGUGAUUGAUGUCCAUAUCAUGUUCGAAGGUGACAAGGUUUUCCAGGCAAAGCUGGAUCUCUGGGGAGUCAUUGAUGUACAGAAGAGCUUUGUAAACAUGGUGCCCACAAAGGUGGAAAUCACCCUGCGAAAGGCCAGCCCCAUGACCUGGGCCAAACUGGAGCAUCUCCAGAGCAGCUCUCGGCCCAGACAAGACCAGACCGAGAAAGAUCCUGUGGAUGAUGAGGACCCCGAAGGAGUGCAAUGGGAGGAGUCAGAUGACAGCUUGAGCUGGUCAGAGGAGGCAGAUGACGAGCGGGAGGAAGGAGCAGUAAGCAAAUGACAUUCAUGUAGUGUCUUCAAAACAGAGAUUGAAGCCUCUUUCUUUCAAAGACAAGCAUGUGGGACCCCAGAACCAUCUCCAGGUGAGCAGAUUGAAUUCCUUGGAGACUGAGAGCCAGCUCUGGAUUUAAAGCUGCUAGAGACACCGCCUCCCAAGUGUAAAGAGUUCAGCUCACCUAUGUCUCUCUGGCAGUGUCUACAC